Molecule: messenger RNA, 2664 nt
Organism: Maylandia zebra (zebra mbuna)
Lineage: Eukaryota; Metazoa; Chordata; Actinopteri; Cichliformes; Cichlidae
Gene: apbb1ip
Product: amyloid beta (A4) precursor protein-binding, family B, member 1 interacting protein
Biological process (GO): signal transduction
Cellular component (GO): plasma membrane; cytosol
Source: RefSeq, a predicted model, not a curated record
CCAGACAAGAGUGUUGUGAAAGUGCUGAACUCUGUAGCAGGAAUGCAAUGACAGGUCUAGACCUGAACUUCCGCGUUAAGCAGGAAGAAGCCAACAGUCAGACAAAUGCAAUCUUCAAUCUGCUCGCACACCCAAAAUCUGCCUGCAUAUGACUUUAAUUUUUGGUGCCGAGCUUAAUUAGGGAAUCGUCUUUCGAAGUGGAGCUGAUGUCCAUGAAGCUGUUAUCUUGAAACUUAGUGGCGAAGCAAAGGAUUAACACAUUUUAAAAAGAUGGACGACAUUGACGCCAUGUUCAGCGCCAUGCUGGGGGAGAUGGACCUCCUCACCCAGAGUCUUGGAGAGGAAACGGUGCCCCCUGAAGCUCUCUCCAACACAAAGAAGGAAGUCAACUACUCCAUCGGCUUCACUGACCUGAAUGAGUCCCUUCAUGAACUGGAGGGCAAUGACUUGGACGCACUCAUGGCCGAUUUGAUGGCUGACCUCAAUGCAACGGAGGAGAAAUUGGCAACAGAGAUAGAAUGCUUGAAGGCACCGUCAGCGUCUCAACCAGACUUCCCACCACCGCCCAAGGGCCUGAGCAUCGAACCUGCCCCAUCGCACAUUUCACCGUCAUCUGCAGGAAGCAGAAGCAGCAAUGUUAGCACUCCUGUCCCUUCUGCUGCCUCCUCUUUAGCACCUCCACCUCCUUCUGGUGCAAAGCCCACAACGGAGGAGAUCGAGGCGCAGAUGAAGGCAGACAAAAUCAAACUCGCUCUUGAGAAACUAAAGGAAGCUAAAGUUAAAAAGUUGGUGGUGAAGGUACUAAUGAAUGAUGGCAGCUCCAAGACGCUGAUGGUCGAUGAGCGACAGAAUGUCAGGGAAGUUCUGGACAACAUGUUUGAGAAGUCUCAUUGUGACUGCAAUGUGAACUGGAGCAUAUGUGAGACCAACCCAGAACUGCAGCUUGAACGGGCGUUUGAAGACCACGAGAACCUUGUGGACCCACUCUCAGCGUGGACAAGGGACAGCGAGAACAAAGUACUCUUCCAAGAGAGACCAGAGAAAUAUGAGGUUUUCAAAAACCCACAGAACUUUUAUCUGUGGAAGAAGGAUAAGACAACUCUCAGAGAUAUGAAAGAUAAGGACAAAGAGUUAUUAAUACAGGAGAACUUCUGCGGGACUUCCAUCAUCGUGCCUGAUCUCGAGGGGGUGCUGCAUCUUAGAGAAGACGGAAAGAAGUCCUGGAAGCAGCGGCUCUUCCAGCUGAGGGCCUCGGGAAUUUAUUAUGUGCCCAAAGGGAAGACCAAGUCGUCCCGUGACCUCGUCUGCUUCGUCCAGUUCGACAACGUAAACGUCUACUACGGCAAAGACUUUAAGAGCAAAUACAAAGCUCCAACUGACUUUUGCUUUGUGCUGAAGCAUCCUCAGAUCCAGAAAGAGUCUCAGUACAUAAAGUACCUCUGCUGUGAUGAUAUUUGGACCAUGAACCUUUGGGUGACUGGAAUACGGAUUGCAAAGUACGGGGCAUCGCUGUAUGAAAACUUUAAAACAGCAGAGAUAAAGGCUUCUAACUCUGUGUGGACGAACCGCAGCACUCCAUCGAGCUCCAAUCAAUCAACGCCCUCACCCACAGUCAAAGCUAAAUCACCAAACCAGGCCAACGGUCAUGCUACCAAGCCGCAGCCAGGACCUAUUUCUCAGAAUCCAGCUCCACCACCACCACCACCAUUAGCCGAGGUCCUCCCCCCACCACCCCCAGACCCAGUGCUCCCUCCUCCUCCCAUGGCUGCCAAGACUGCCUCAAAACCCACCCCCCCAAAGCGGAAUCAACCAAACAACUUCCCUCCACCUCCACUUGAUAUGGACAAUCUCCCUCCUCCACCACCACCUCCACCCACUGACGACCACUUAGAGGCUCCGCCAGACUUUCUUCCACCACCUCCUCCAGCUACUGGCUUUAAUUCACUGCCACCACCACCUCCUAGUUUUGGUGGCGUGGACCACUCUCUGCCCCCGCCACCACCAGAUCCAGUGUCUUUGCCACCACCUCCACCUGACCCAGUGUUUGUAGCUUCUGGGGCUCCACCACCACCACCACCACCUCCUCCACCACCACCUGCUGCUCCUGUCGCCACCCUAAGACCAGCUGUGAGGACCUCUGGGUCAUUGAAGAAGGUUCCUCCGGCUCCACCAAAGAGGACUGCACCAACGCAAGGAGGCGGAGGAGGUGGAGACUUCAUGUCAGAACUGAUGCUAGCCAUGAGGAAGAAGCAUGCAGACCAGUAGCCUGAACAGAGAACUUGUGGACUAUAAAUACAGAAUGAACUAUGCCUGCACAGCCAACAACUUAAUCAGCCUUUUCUCGAAGAUGAAGCUAGUGGAGUUCUCUGUAGAUUUCCCCUUUUAGUCAUUCAUCCUUUUUCUGAACAGCUUCCAAGACAAAAACGAGUUAACCUUUGAAAAAAAGUUCAGUUUUGAAAAGCAUUUGAAAACGUUGGGCUCAAAAAGACUAUUACAGUUUGCUUUGUCAUGCUGUUAUCAUACUUCCAUAUUGUAUAUAUAUUUGCAUACAUAGCUGUAAAUACUGUAAAAACACAGUCAUUGUGUUACCAGUAAAUAUACAAGUUAGAUAGUUUGUUUUCAUUUGACUCUUCAACCCACCUAAAUAAACCCUUGAAUCUCCUG